UUUUGUGUGAACUGUUUCUUUAAAGUGACUGAAUUAACCUGCAUAUUGUCUCCCUAAUUUGGCAUGCCCAUUUCCCACAUUAUAGUGACCAUGAGGAGGUUAAUCCAAUGUGACUCUACCCACCCUAGCAACCAGGCCAAUUGGUUGCUUAGGAAGCCUGGCUGGAGUCACUCAGCAUGCCCUGGAUUUGAACUUGUGACUCCAGGUGUGGUAGUCAGUGUCUUUACUUGCUGAGCUACGCAGGCCCCCCAACCUGUGUAUGUUUUUAAGGUUCAGAUCAGGUAGAAAUAGCUCUAUGUAAAGCUAAAAACGGCCUAUUUUCACUUUUUAUGGUGUAGACAGGCACUUUAAAACCUUUAGAGUGGAAUCUUGUUUUUUCGUGACCCCAGCCACCCACAUCACUCCAAAAUUAGUGGAAGUGAGACAGUCAAAACAAUAGACAUGUCUGUUCCUCUCUGAUGUAGGACAAGACAGCACUGGUGAUACAGUGAGACAAUCAGUGUGAUCUGGAUGAGCAGUUAUCUGUCAGACAAAAGAGCGAGGAAAAGUGUGUGUGAGAGUGUGUGAGAGAGAGGGAGAGCAGACAGUGCACUGUGUUGUGAAAGUGAAGAUUAACACAAAUACAGUGGAAAGAAGGAGGGGGAGUUGGGAUAAAAUGGAGCAGGAUCUCUCCUCCUCUUUUCUCAUGUCCCCUCCCCCGGUCUGCAGGAGUAGUAGGAGGUUAGCAUGACUGUGAGUGCUGUACUUUAAAACAGCACGGCGGGCAGAGCUUUCACACUCAUUCACACAACUGGGAAAUAACGCAGGACUCAUCCUGAAACUCAGAGCAAAGUUACAGAUCUUUAUGGUUGAUCCCUGUGGAUUCUAUGGAUCUGGGACUUUAAACAAUAUUAAAGAUAUACUAUACAGGGAUAACAACAGCUGUUGGACUCUGGAUAAGGGAACAUAGGGAGGAAGGUGGCAGUACCUGUACUCCAAGCAGAGAUGGACGCAGGCCCAUUGGCGUCAGUGCCCGAGGGCUCUCCAGAAGGGGAGACGGUGUGUGCCGCUUUAGCCCGCUACGAAACCACAUUGCGGGAUGCCGUACGUGAGAUCCACGUGGACGUCAGUGCUUUCAAGCUUGGCAUCGAACGGAGGCUAGAAGAGACCAUUCAUAUGAGUGGACCACUGGGCCGAGCCGUGGCCCAACUGCAGCAGGAGAACCGGCAGCUCAGGGGCCAGUUAGAGGCCCUGACCCGACAGGUGGAGAUGCUGACGGGGUCGGUGUGUGACAGAAGCGCCCUCCUCUCUGGAGAAUCAGCACCACCACAGACCAAUAGCAGCACCACAGGGCACCGGUCACCCCCUUCAUUAAGCAGUGUGACGGCCCCCAGUGUGGCAGCUCUGACAGGUUCUGCCAGCGGCUCAGCCUCCAGCCCCACCACCACACGCUUCUCCAGCAGAGCAACCUUCUCCGUCACCAGCAAAACUAACAGCGUUGAGCGGGAUGAGCCCAUUGAAGUGGAUCCAGCACCGAUCACCCAAGGUUUAGAGAAUGGACACUUGUCUUCAGCAGAAAACUCCACUAUGCCUUUGAGGGGAAACUCACCACCCAAUGGUGUGUCACAGGAACACUCCACCCCAGUAUCUAUGGCAAUGCCACACUUGCCCAUUACAGCAACCACCAAAGUAGCUGACUCUACAGUUAUGAAGAGUCCAGAGUCACCUGGUAGCCCGAUGCAAGCAAUGCCCUCAAUCAUAACAGAUUCACUGACAAACAGUCAGCCAGUCAACAAUGACAAACAACCACAAUUUGAGCCUCCUGCUCAUGCAGUAUCAUCUGUGAAAACAUGGGCUCCAACUCCUAUGAGGACUAUGGGUUCACCACGGUUCAAUGAGAAAGCAUCUUCGGCACCAGCCAAGACAGUGACCUACUCUGGGCUUUACCCACACAAUACAGAUAGGAAUGUGGAUAUGUCAGGAGAUAUAUCAUUUGGUAGAGGCACUGAGCGCAAACGGGAGCUUGUUAGGUCCCAAACUCUACCUCGAAACAUAGGAGCCCAAGCACGCAGGUCAAUUUUUGAGAGAUUGGAUUCUGAGAACAACAGUCGACCCAAGCCUGUGGAUUCCAAACCAAAGCUGAAGCGCUCUCAGAGCUUUGGAGUAUCCAGUGCUAGCAGUAUCAAGCAGAUCCUUCUGGAGUGGUGCAGAUCCAAGACCAUUGGGUACCAGAACACUGACAUUCAAAACUUCUCAUCCAGCUGGAGUGACGGCAUGGCAUUUUGUGCCCUGGUCCACUCGUUCUUCCCCACAGAGUUCGACUACAACAUCCUGUCACCUGCUGAGCGUAAACAUAACUUUGAGUUGGCAUUCAGCACAGCAGAGAAGAAAGCUGGCUGCGACAGGCUAAUUGAGGUGGAGGACAUGAUGGUUAUGGGCAGAAAGCCAGACCCUAUGUGUGUCUUUACAUAUGUCCAGUCUCUAUAUAACCACUUGCGCAAGUUUGAGUGAGGUCUCUGCAAUUUCAGCCUAAUCUGGCAAUGCUGCACUGUCCCCUGCUGGACAAAUUUGAACUCUGCUAUAGUCUCCAUGCUUUGGGGUUGUAAUGUCCUUAAACUGCCAUGCCAUGUUCUGUCAUUUCAAGCAUGAUGUUUCUAUUUUAGCAUUUUAAUUAUGAAAAUGUCAACUAUUUACACAAUACUUUGAGACAGACAUGACUGUGUAUGGCGCGCUCUUUUUUUUAAUUGUUGGCUCUGAUUUAUUUGUUAACAGAGGCAACACAACUUGAAAGAAGUUUCCAAUUAUGGAGCAAUUUUAUAGAUUGUAAAAAUGGAGAUAUAGAAAUCUAUUAGUGUAUUUCAUAUGUAUUUACCAAUUAAAGCUAGAAAGAUAGAAAUAAACAGGAAAUAAGGUAUAGUAUACACUCACUGAGCAUUUUAUUAUAAACACUUUAGUCCUAAUAAAGUGCCUGACGUGGUCUUCUGCUGUUGUAGCCCAUUCGCCUCAAGGUUCGACGUGUUGUGCAUUCUGAGAUGCUAUUCUGCACACUACAGUUGUACAGAGUGGUUAUCUGAGUUACUUGGCCAUUCUCUGUUGACCUCUCUUAUUAACAAAGCAUUUCUGUCCGCAGAACUGCCGCUCACUGGAUGUUUUUUGUUUUUGGUACCACUCUGAGUAAACUCUAGAGACUGUUAUGCAUGAAAAUCCCAGGAGAUCAGCAGUUACAGAAAUACUCAAACCAGCCCAUCUGGCACCAACAAUCAUGCCACGGUCGAAAUCAAUGUGAUCACAUUUUUUUCCCCAUUCUGAAGGUUGAUGUGAACAUUAACUGAAGCUCCUGACCCAUAUCUGCAUGAUUUUAUGCAUUACACUUCUGCCACAUGAUUGGUAAUCACAUGCAUAUGUAGGUGUACAGGUGUUCCUAAUAAAGUGCUCAGUGAGUGUAUAUUUUGUUCUCAGAUAGAUUGGCACAUUUUAUGACUGUUUUGCCAUUUUUUCAAUUUACCUCCAUUUUCAGUGGCAUACAAGCAUGGUUUCACAUGCCAGCAUGAGUUGGAUUGUCACAAGUUUCUGGUUGUCCUUUAUACUGUUUUUGUGCUUUGUCAAAGCUUAAAAUACACAGGUGCAUGUGCACGACAUACAGUGCACAACUAAGUGUGUUUGCGAACAAUUUAAGCACUGGAUCUGCAUUAUUAUUAGAAAUGCUGUAAACCUGGCCACACAUCACCAAGGAGUGUGUCAUAAACAUGAUUUUUUAUUUUCUUUUGAAUGCUUUUGACUCAGCUCUGCUUUUUAGAUUUGCCUUUUUAUUGUUUUGUUUUUUUGUUUGUUUGUUUGUUUUUUUAAAUAACACAUUUAAUUUCCCACAGUACUAUUUGUGAGUCAAUAAUCACAAUAAAUGUCAAAGAACAGUU
Messenger RNA from Myxocyprinus asiaticus (Chinese sucker), 3893 nucleotides. RefSeq names its product smoothelin, like (gene smtnl2). Gene Ontology annotation, biological process: actin cytoskeleton organization. The coding region runs from base 985 to 2490 and encodes 501 amino acids. Gene Ontology annotation, molecular function: protein binding. Gene Ontology annotation, cellular component: microtubule organizing center; filamentous actin. NCBI's taxonomy places the organism in Eukaryota, Metazoa, Chordata, Actinopteri, Cypriniformes, Catostomidae. The transcript has 10 exons. The record is from RefSeq and is a predicted model, not a curated record.